Messenger RNA from Varanus komodoensis (Komodo dragon), 1157 nucleotides. RefSeq names its product thymocyte nuclear protein 1 (gene THYN1). NCBI's taxonomy places the organism in Eukaryota, Metazoa, Chordata, Lepidosauria, Squamata, Varanidae. Bases 255 to 974 code for a protein of 239 amino acids. The record is from RefSeq and is a predicted model, not a curated record. Gene Ontology annotation, cellular component: nucleus. The transcript is spliced from 8 exons.
AACUAUUAAUUGACCGCCGAAUUAAAUUGGGAAGGUGGUUAGCGUUGCAAGAGGAAUUUUGAUUCUUCUUCCCUGGGAUUUCAGUCCUGCAGGCAACCGAAAGCUCCGGUUUGUAAAUUCGGGGGAGAGCUGCUGGUGCAGACGGAGCUGGAAAAAGGGCAUAGGAACAUUGAAAGGAGUGGAAAUUUGGGCAAUUGCGGAGUUAACGUUAAAUAUUUUUCAGGUGCCAGACCAGCCCACUUCAAGGCAGGAGAAUGGCUGCACUCAGGAAAAAAAGAGGCAGAGGAGCCACGACAGGUAUAAAGGAACCUGCUUUGAAAGUAGAAAAAUCUGAAAUCAAGGAAAGCCAAGAACCCAGGUCAUCACGAGUCAAAGUGAAAAGUUUUGCUUCGAGUAACACUGGAGACAAACCCAAAGGAGAAGCCCAGGCUGAAAAAGUGGGGAGCAAGAAGGUCUACACGCAUUGGCUUAUGAAAUCUGAGCCAGAGAGCAGGUUUGAGAAGGGAGUGGAUGUCAAAUUUGGCAUUGAAGACCUAAAAGCUCAACCCAAUCAAACGGCAAGCUGGGAUGGAGUCAGGAACUAUCAGGCCCGGAAUUUCCUGAGGGAUAUGAAAGUGGGCCAGGAGGCGUUCUUCUACCACAGUAAUUGUAAGGCCCCUGGGAUCGCUGGGAUCGUCAAGAUUGUGAAGGAGGCCUAUCCGGAUGACACCCAGUUUGAUAAAAAGAGUCCCCAUUACGAUGCUUCCAGUACCAAAGAGAAACCCAAGUGGUCGAUGGUCGACGUGCAGUUUGUGAGAAUGACCAAGCGGUUCGUCCCCCUGGCGGAACUGAAAAUUCACCACCAGAGGCACAAAGCAUCUGGAGGGCCCCUGAAAGAGAUGACUCUUUUCACAAGGCAGAGGCUCUCUGUCCAGCCCUUAACCGACGAGGAAUUUGAGUUUGUUUUGAGCCUUGAAGAGGAAAAGCCGCAGUGAGAGAGGCCUGUGAUGCGCAGAACCUCUAUGGGACUCGCCGAGCUGUUAAAAGAAAAUGUUGCCCAGGAGCAUGUUCAUUAGCCGCCUGAGAAGCUGAAGAGUAGAGUUUUAUAUUCGCUACUGGUUGCCUUAUUCUUCUGAAAGAAGUGGCUUUUUAUUCCAAAAUAUAUUCAUUUGAUGUUG